ACACUCCACCAUAUAAGAACCACCACCACCUGAUUCUCUUCUCACACAAACUCUCUUUUCCCAACAAUGGCUUCCAACGCUAAACCCUCCGGCGGCCUCAACGGCGCCUACUAUGGCCCAUCAAUCCCCCCCACCCGAACCCACCGGAGCGUCGGUGGCCGCUCCUCCGCCUGCUGCUGCGACCCCUGCGGCUGCCUCCUCUGCUCUCUUUUCAAACUCAUCUUCUCCAUCAUCAUCACUCUCGGCAUCAUCGUUCUCAUCUUAUGGCUCGUCUUCCGCCCCAACGAACUCAAAGUCGCCGUAGAGGACGCCAAGCUAACCUCUUUCGAUCUCAGCAACUCCUCCAACCUCAACUACAAUCUCUCCCUUUCUAUCAGUAUCCGAAACCCUAACCGCCGGAUCUCCAUCUACUACGACCAAAUCGAAGCCGUGGCGCUGUACGACGGCAGUCGGUUCGGCUACGAUGGAUCGCUUCCGGUUUUCUUUCAGGGGCACAAGAACACGACGGUGAUUUCGCCGAGAUUCGGAGGGCAGGCGGUGUCCCUCGGAGCGGUGAGCGGGACUUACGAGAGGGAGAAGAAAGAGGGGAAUUUCUAUGUUGAUGUGAAAUUGAACGCGAGGAUUAGGUUGAAGGUGAAGUUUGUGAAGGUGGGGCAUUUCAAGCCGAAGUUCGACUGCAAGCUGAAGCUCCCCGUGCCGCCGGCAAAGGGUGGAUCGCCGGCGACGGUGUUUGAGCGGACUGAGUGUGAUGUUGAUUGGAUCUAAACAUGGGUUUUUAGGAGAUUUCGUAUUUUUAUUCUAUUUAGUUUAUUGCUUUUGAGUUGAUUUUUGUUAUUGUCUUGUUUUAAUAUUUCAGGUCAGGUUUGGUGGCUGUGGGACCCAUUGUGUAGUUGUAUAUUAAUUAAAAAUUAUUUAUUUAUUUAUUUUUGUGGA
This is a messenger RNA of Phalaenopsis equestris, 933 nucleotides long. Its product is annotated as NDR1/HIN1-like protein 3. The coding region runs from base 67 to 765 and encodes 232 amino acids. The record is from RefSeq and is a predicted model, not a curated record. Gene Ontology annotation, biological process: defense response to other organism. NCBI's taxonomy places the organism in Eukaryota, Viridiplantae, Streptophyta, Magnoliopsida, Asparagales, Orchidaceae. The transcript has a single exon.